AAAAGAAAAAGGCAAGUAGAUUUUUGCUAUCUGCAGUCAUGUCAUGCUCUUGCUGUCUUGGGUCAUGCAAGCGAUGGGACUGCCUUGAUUGAUGAUGGAGAGGGGGGCCAAAUUGCCAAUAGCUGCUGUGCCGCAGCGAGGUGGGGAGCAUGUUAUCCUCGGCCAUCCAAUGUUUGAUUUUCGAGCCCCUCCAUGUGAGGAACUGGUCCGGGACACACAUGUGGACUCGAGCGGUCAGUCAAUCCUGAUCCCUCUCCAAAGGUAGGUUGGGAUACACGGACAGACAGUUACACUCAGCUCGCUGUCAAGCUUUUUUGUGGUCCCCAUCCUCUCGUUCCAGUAAGACUUCUCUUUCCCGGUGGGCGUGUGUUGUGUCAUGCCGUGCAACGACGAUCAUGAUCAACAUGAUAACAACCAUACUCUACGCUCUCCUCGCCGUGGUCUCGCUCGCUUAUCUAGCAGAUUACCUGCUCGCCUGGAACGACGACCCAAAGGAACCUCCCCGCCUGCGGGCGAGGAUACCGCUGAUUGGACACCUCAUCGGCAUCAUCGUCAACGGUCCUUCCUACCACAGCGUCAUCCGCAAUGAUGAAACCACCGAGAUUUACACGCUCGGGAUCCUCAAUUACAAACUCUACACCUCGGUGUCCACCCGGCUGCUGCCGUUGAUCCAACGCCAGAGCAGAGCCCUUUCGUUCCGGCCAAUGAUCCAGACGGUGGCCAGAAAAUGGGGUGACGCAAAUGAUGAGACUGACAGGUUGUUUCGUGAGACUGAUCUCAUUACUGAGUUUAGCCAUGUCAUGAAGACGAGUCUGGCUCCCGGGCCGCAGCUGGAUGAGAUGAAUAUGAGGAUGGCACAACGGGCACUGGUUGAUUUGGAUCUCUUGCUUGGGGAUGGGAAAGAUAAAAAAAUCAAACUGCUCGAGUGGGCGAGGUUUGCUAUCACGCAGGCGAGUAGCUGUGGUGUUUAUGGGAAUAAACACCCGUUUCUCGAUGACAAGGUUUAUGAAGCUUUUUGGGCCUGGCACGCCCACCUAUCAGCCCACAUCUCAGGAAUCAACUUUGACAUCCUCUCCCACGGCUACCAUGCCCGAGCCGUCGUCUUUGCCGCCCACGCAAAAUACUGCACCUCCAUCCCCCCGGACACCUCCUCCCUCUUCCUCUCCCGCUGGCAGUGCCUCCUCUCCUCUGGCCUUUCCGUGUCAGAAGCCUCCAAACAACAAGCCACACUCCCAAUAGGAAUGCUCUCCAACACAGUCCCGACCUUUUUCUGGACCAUCUACGAGAUUUUUUCCCGGCCUGCUCUUUUGUCCUCGAUCCGCUCCGAAAUCCUCACUUUUGCCAUCACCACCUCCGGCCCUCGUCACAUCCUCAACCUGACCAACCUCAAAACCUCAUGCCCGCUCCUCCUCUCCACCUUUCAGGAAACCCAACGGACAAGACACAUCCACGCCGCCAUCCGGAAAGUCACAACCAACACUCUUUUGGACAGCGGCAAGCUUUUGCUGAAGGAAGGGAACUACCUCCAGAUGCCAGGCCACGCAAUCCACUACUCCCAAUCCACCUACGGCCCGACCGCUCGAGAUUUCGUUCCUGAGCGGUUCAUGGAUCCAAAUCUCAAAAGGGGCGGUGCGGAUUUUCUUGCUUGGGGCGCCCCGCCGCAUCUCUGUCCUGCAAGGCAGUUCGCCGCGACGGAGAUAUUGAUUUUGGUGGCUAUGCUGGUUGUCAGGACUGAUAUCCAUCCUGCUGAGGGGACAGAGUGGGAGGAGAAGCCGGGGUUGGAGUUUGCUGAUCCGGUUACUGUUUUAAAUCCCAAGCGGGAUGUGGAGGUCGUGGUUAGGGUUAGGGGAGAGAAGCAAGGGAGGUGGGAGGUUGAGAUGGGGGAUGGUAGUAGGGCGAGUAGGGUGCCGCUGGCGUCGGGUUGAAAAUGGGAUUGGGG
Podospora pseudopauciseta is the source of this 1939-nucleotide messenger RNA. RefSeq lists its product as uncharacterized. Bases 396 to 1925 code for a protein of 509 amino acids. Lineage: Eukaryota; Fungi; Ascomycota; Sordariomycetes; Sordariales; Podosporaceae. The record is from RefSeq and is a predicted model, not a curated record. The transcript has 2 exons. Gene Ontology annotation, molecular function: heme binding; oxidoreductase activity, acting on paired donors, with incorporation or reduction of molecular oxygen; iron ion binding.